UACACGAAGCCGAGCAACGUCUCCCUCUCUCUUCUCUUGCCCAGUUCUGCUGCUUCAUCGCUCGACUCGUCAAGCGAAGGAGCAGAGCGCCAAUGGAGGAAGAAUACGCGAUGGCGGACACCUCCCGCUUGCUCGGAGCCGCUUCCGACUUCGCCCACUAUCCCGGCGCCCAGAACGACGCGGCCGCGAAGGAAUUCCUCGAUCGCUUUCCUCUUCCUGCCAUCAUCAGCGCUUUGCAAACGGGAGCGGAUGUGCCCGGUCUCGAAAGUACGCUGGUCAAUUGUCUGGAGAGAGUGUUCCAGACCAAAUACGGCGCUUCCCUGAUCCCGCACUUCAUGCCUUUUGUGCAAGUGGGAUUGCAGGCAGCUUCACAAGAAGUCAGAUGUCUAGCUUGCAAGACGGUGUCUUGCCUGUUGGAGAAUUCUGAUGAAAAGUCUGUGUCUGCUGUGAAGAUAAUUAUUGACCACAAUAUUUACCCACUUUUGCUUGAUAGCCUUGUUAAUGGAAAUGAACAAGUUGCCGCAGCUUCAAUGGAUGCUAUUAAGACUCUGGCAUGCUUUCAGGGAGGCACAAACAUUGUUUUUCCAGCCAGUGACAACGAAGUUACGCAUCUUAGAAACUUAGCAGCUCAAUGCACGUCAUUGGGUCGUGUUCGGGUUCUAGCUUUGAUAGUAAAGCUAUUUUCUGUCUCCAGCUCCGUGGCAUCAAUUAUCUACAGUUCCAAUCUACUAAGUUUAUUUGAGGCAGAAAUCAGCAAUUCUCAAGACACCCUUGUAACUUUAAGUGUUCUGGAGCUCCUGUAUGAGAUGGUUGAGAUUCGGCAUGCAACGGAAAUUUUGUCAAGCACUUCACUUCUUCAGCUUCUUUCUUCUAUUAUAAGUAAUGCAUCAUUGGAGUCAAUUUUGAGGUCCAGAGCAAUGAUGAUAUGCGGAAGACUUCUGUCCAAGGAGGACACUUAUAUGUUUACAGACGAAUCCAGUGUCAGAGUAGUUGUUUCUGCCAUUGAUGGGAGACUCAGCUGUUCGGAGAGUGUAGAUGCAGAUGAAUGUGAAUCUGCCCUUGAAGCGUUAGGUCAAAUUGGAUUACCAACUCAGGGAGCUGAAUUAUUGUUGUCGAGCACAUCUCCUGUUGCGAGACAUGUAGCGUAUGCUGCCUUUGACAGACAAGGACGCGGUAAACAGCUGGCCGCAUUGCAUGCAUUGGGAAAUUUGGCUGGAGAAGCUCGGUCAGAGAAUAGUGUAAUACUGAAUGGUUCUGCAGAAGAAACCCUUAGAUUCUUGAUAUAUGAGGCAGCAUCCAGGAGUCCAAAGUUGACACCUUAUGGUCUUUUCCUAUCAGUUCUUCAGCAGGAGGCAGAAACACGUUUAGCGGGUUAUAGGCUGAUUACAGCUUUGGUAGCUAGGCCAUGGUGCCUGAUGGAGAUCUGCUCAAAAGAAGAGAUAGUAGAUAUCGUAACUGACCCGAGCAUUGAAACCUCAAAAAUAGGUAUGGAAAUUAGGUACAGUUGCUGCCAAGCGAUACACAAAGCUUUCACACGUUCAACCAAACUGAUGAGCGAUCCUUCUUUGGCUAAAAUUGCUAGCAAGUUGCAAGAUGCUGUAAGAAGGGGUCCCUAUCUUGCAAGAAGGCAUUCUGAGGCUCAACCUGUUGUAAUGACAGCUGAAAGAUUCUAGACGAAGUCAAACCUCCCGGAACUCGGGAGGAGCAUAUAGUCCGUGCUCAAGGCCGUCUUUCUUCCUUUUGCUCGGAAAAACAUGCCCGCUUUGAAUGCUUGCUUGAAUGAGAGUUUUUGGAACGGAACUUGUAAAUCUCGCAGGUUAUCGGAGCCAACUUUUGGUUAAUCCCCAAGUAAAAGCGUACUGCCGUUGUCUGGUUA
Molecule: messenger RNA, 1876 nt
Organism: Syzygium oleosum
Lineage: Eukaryota; Viridiplantae; Streptophyta; Magnoliopsida; Myrtales; Myrtaceae
Exons: 17
Coding region: 93-1673 (526 amino acids)
Biological process (GO): proteasome assembly
Cellular component (GO): cytosol
Source: RefSeq, a predicted model, not a curated record